Molecule: messenger RNA, 1521 nt
Organism: Solanum pennellii
Lineage: Eukaryota; Viridiplantae; Streptophyta; Magnoliopsida; Solanales; Solanaceae
Exons: 5
Coding region: 1-1521 (506 amino acids)
Biological process (GO): DNA integration
Molecular function (GO): nucleic acid binding
Source: RefSeq, a predicted model, not a curated record
AUGAAAACUCUUUUCAAAUCACAAGAAGUUUUGGAGCUGGUGGAAGAAGGCUUUGUGGAUCUAGCAGGCUCUGACGAAGAGGCAGAGAAAUUGAAAGAGAUCAUAAAGAAAGACGCCAAAGCUUUGUUCCUGAUUCAACAAGCAGUUCCUGAUACAAUUUUUUCAAGAAUUGCAGCAACAACUACAUCUUCUAAGGCAUGGAAGAUUGUGAAGAAGGAAUUUCAAUGUUCAGCUAAGUCUUAUGGUGAAGAUAUAUCUGAAGAAACUGUUGUAGCAAAAGUUUUAAGGAGUCUUACUCCAAAAUUUGAACAUAUUUUUGCUGCGAUUGAGGAAUCUCAUGACUUAUCUGAUUAUACUUUUGAUGAACUAAUGAGUUCUUUACAAGAUCAUGAAAAGAGGCUUCUAUGGUCACAUGAAAAAAAUAAAGAAAAGGCAUUACAGGUGAAGGGGGAGUCCACUCAUCGAAAAGAUAAGCUAGAAAACAUUGCAAAUCGUUGCCGCGGCAGAGGUGGCUUUCGAGGAAGAGGUCAUGGAAGAGGCCAAGGAAGAAGUCGAGAUAGAGGAGGACCAAAUGAAGAGAAGCAAUGGACGUUUUCGUGCCACUACUGCAGAAAUCAGGUCAUAAAGAAGUUUAUUGUUGGCAUAAACAGAAGGAUGAGAAUAACCAAGCAAGCUUUGCAGAGAAAAAUGAUGAUGAAUGAUCUUGAUGAGUCACAAAAAUACGACGUGAGGCUUGGAGAUAACAAGAAGAUUAAGGUUGAAGGCGAAGGCACUGUUAGCAUUAUGACCAGCCAAGGUAAUGCUAAAAUUUUAGAAGAUGUGAUGUGUGUUCCUAGCCUUUCAAAUAAUUUGCUUAGCAUUGGACAACUAAUGAUUAGCGGGUACUCAAUUUCUUUUGAUGAUGGUGUCUACACUUUUAAAAAUAAGAAAUUUGGGAAAACCAUUGCUAAAGUUCCAAUGACUAACAACAAAAUGUUUUCUUUAGAAGUUUCAACGGUUGAAAAGUGUGUUAUGGUAGCUAGUGGAGAUGAUGAAACUAAACUUUGGAAUUUGCGUUAUGGUCAUUUAAAUGUUAUGAGGCAAAGUGGAUGUAGACUCAAAACUCAUCGGACAGAUAGAGGUGCUGAGUUUAUGGCAAAAGAAUUCAGUUCCUUUUGUGAGGAAAAUGGAAUACACAAAGAUCUCACAACACCAUAUACACCGGAGAAAAUAAGUGUAGCUGAACGAAAGAACCGCACAGUUGUCGAGAUGGGCAGAAGCAUGAUGGAAGUCAUAUCGAGAUUUAUGCACAAUCCCAGCAAGCUUCACCUUGGAGCUGCAAAGAGAGUGCUGAGAUGUAUUGCUGGGAUAGAUCAUGGAAUUUGGUAUUCUAAGGUAACAGAUUUCACACUAACUGGCUUUACUGAUAGUGACUACAUGGGCAACAUUGAUGACAGAAAGAGCACAUCUGGUUUCUUGUUUAAUCUUGGAUCUGGAGCAAUCUCAUGGAGUUCAAAGAAGCAGGAAGUAGUGGCCUUAUAA